This is a messenger RNA of Sciurus carolinensis (gray squirrel), 3627 nucleotides long. It is a transcript of the gene Zmat3, whose product is annotated as zinc finger matrin-type 3. Gene Ontology annotation, molecular function: zinc ion binding; nucleic acid binding. The transcript has 6 exons. The coding region runs from base 281 to 1150 and encodes 289 amino acids. Lineage: Eukaryota; Metazoa; Chordata; Mammalia; Rodentia; Sciuridae. The record is from RefSeq and is a predicted model, not a curated record.
GUUCCGCAGUCACUUCCUGCAGCUGUUUCCCUGUGGGUAGGGUUGGACUGACUUUUGACAGUCAGCCUUCUGCUGCGGUGGGGGCUAGGCGGCCGGGAGCGGAGAAAGUUGCUCGGAAGAGAGGCGGGGUAGAGCCGGGCCGGGCCGGGCGCGCAGGGCGGGCGGCGGCGGGCGUCCCGGACGGACGCGGCGCCGAGACUGCCGGCGCGUCCCGGGGGUUCCGAUUUGAAGACUCAACUUCUUAUUGCCUACUGGAUUAUGCCCACAGUUUUCCUACCCAAUGAUCCUCCUGCAACAGGCCGGGCUUCCUCCACCUAAGCGACCUUCAUCCUCUCCUCCUAUGUCAGUGGCCACCAGGUCUACAGGAACCUUGCAGCUUCCACCACAGAAGUCUUUUGGGCAAGAGGCAUCUUUGCCUCUGGCUGGGGAAGAAGAAUUACCUAAGGGAGGGGAGCAAGACUCUGCCCUGGAGGAGCUAUGUAAACCCCUGUACUGCAAACUCUGUAAUGUCACCCUGAACUCAGCACAGCAAGCUCAGGCUCAUUAUCAGGGUAAAAAUCAUGGUAAGAAACUCCGAAAUUACUAUGCAGCCAAUAGCUGUCCUCCUCCUGCCAGAAUGAGCAAUGCGGUGGAACCUGUAGCUACCCCAGUUGUUCCAGUCCCUUCACAGAUGGGCUCCUUCAAACCAGGAGGCAGAGUGAUCCUGGCCACAGAGAAUGAUUACUGUAAGCUCUGUGAUGCCUCCUUUAGUUCCCCGGCUGUGGCUCAAGCUCACUAUCAAGGGAAGAAUCAUGCCAAGAGGCUGCGGCUGGCGGAAGCUCAGAGUAACUCAUUCUCGGACUCCUCAGAGGUGGGUCAACGACGGACCCGGAAAGAGGGGAAUGAAUUUAAGAUGAUGCCUAAUAGGAGAAAUAUGUAUACAGUACAGAAUAAUUCAGCAGGUCCUUACUUCAAUCCCCGCUCUCGGCAGAGAAUUCCACGUGAUCUAGCCAUGUGUGUUACUCCAAGUGGCCAGUUUUACUGCUCAAUGUGUAAUGUCGGGGCUGGUGAAGAGAUGGAGUUCCGGCAGCACUUAGAGAGCAAGCAACACAAAAGCAAAGUGUCUGAGCAGCGGUACAGGAAUGAGAUGGAGAAUCUGGGCUAUGUAUAGUGAUGGCCACAUUCAGAUGGAGCAGCUUGUCCUGCCUGUUUGCCUUCUGUCACCUUGCCCUGCUUUGUGGUCCUUUUGGUAUGAGUACAUUCCUCUGCUUACUGUUAAUACAUGUAACCUGCAGUGGUACCACAAGAUGUCAAAAACUCGGGGGUGGGGGGAGGGAAAUGUGCUUCUUAGGUCAUAAUACUUUUUCAGGUCAACUGUGUUGAGCUACUUAUAGCAUGUGACCUACCUCCCCCAUCCGAAAUAACUUUAUCUUGGCCAAGUUCUGGUUGACUAGUAGUCUGAUCACUUAGAGCUAUGACUAUUUAAAAACUUCAACUUCUUUUGCCAUUUCAGUUUUAUGUACUGUUAAAGAGUUGUAUUGAGUUUGUACUUCAGAUCACAGUUAAAACAGGUAAGCAGAGAUUCUGUUUCCCAAGGCUUCGCUGGAACCAUCACUUCCAUGCAUUGUCAGUAGGAUAUAUCAUUAUGAUCCACAUUAGGGUCACUCCCAGGAUACAUCCCUGUGUCACGUCCCUCCAUCACUGAAAUGCAGAUUUUCUUGAUUUCAGACACUUGCAGUGUGCUUGUGGUUUUCCAAGUGGCUAAACUUCAUUUCCAAUUAUGGAUUUCACACAUUUAAUUGUCACCACCAUCUUCUUCUUUUCUUCCCCUCUGCUAGUAAAUCAACUUGUCUAAUAAGCUCAUUUUCAUGUCUUGGCUGUGCUGUGGGUUUUCUAAACCCCAAAUUUGAGUAUGUAAUGAGUUUAAAAUGGUCACGACUUUUUAAAAAAUAUUUUCACAGCUUAGUUUAGGAAACAUAAAGAUGGGUUUGAUUUUUCAGUUUAGAGUUAUGUCUUCACUGAUAGUAAUAUGCCCUUGUGUGACAGUCUCAACAUAAGUUCAGAUCUCUUGAUAUACUGUUUUGGCAGACUUUGUAGAUGAUCCAGUUCUUAUACUUUACAUUCUUCUCUGUCUUGCCAGUUUGUUGCUGUCCUGAAAAAUACCACUUCCUGCUCUUCAUAGAGGAAUUUAUUUUUAAAAGUUGAUCAAGUUUCAGUAUCAUCAUUUCCAGUAGAAAAAUAUAUGAACUUUUCUUUUAUCCUUUGUAAUUUGGCUUCCCUGAGAAUAUUCAAACUCUAUUAUAGAUGAUUUUGGUAUCUGAUAAUUAUAAGGAUAUUAGUAUUAUUUUUGGAUUUUGUUUUUAAAAUAUAAAGCCAUAGAGUAUGUCUAGUUGAAAUGUUAUGUGAAAUUUCAUUUAUUUUGCAUUUCAUCUCUUUAGUCUAUUUUUCUUGACAUGGAUAAGACUGGCACUUUUGAAAAACCACAUUCACCGAGAAGUUUAUAUUGAACAGUCUUUGCGUACUUGAUUAUGUUACUAAUUAAAACUCUUGUGUAACUUUGAGAGUUCUAUACGCAAAUAGAUGGAGAGAAGAAAAAUUGCAAUCACCAUUCAUUUUUGGUAAUUUUUCAGAACAAUUUUUAACCCUCUAGACCCAUAAUUAAAAAUUGGUUUUGUGAUUAACUUUUAGAACAAUAUCAAGUUACUUUUUCGUAUUGAACUGAUACUUUAUAAAAAAGUAGAAUUUUUUGGUAAAUUUUUUCCACAUAAAUAGAAAAAUAAUGUUCUGUUGAGAUUCUAUAUGAACCUGUGACUGUUAGUAUUAUAACCAUUUUGUAGUAAUUAUAAAAUUGAUUCGUUUAGAGAAGUUUAGGGCUUAUCUUACUGGCCAGUAGGUUACUCAUUUUGCUGCUAGGUGUCACUUUUUGGGUACAUUUGAAUAUAGUGCUGCCAGUUGGUUCUAUGAUUAUAUAGAAAUCUUAUAUUCUCCCUCUAUAUGUGUAUAUGCGCACAUAUCCAUACCCAUAGCCACAGACAUGCAGGCACACACACACACACACACACACACACACACACACACACACACACAUUGCGCACACAGUUUUAUGUGAUACCCUAGAGAUAGUUUCAUUGUAUUGUUAUAUUUCAGAUAACAUUAAAAGAUUGUGAAUAUGAAUUUGCAUCUUGUACAAGUGGUAUUCAUCUUUCAGUUUUUUUCUCUGAAAUUGCAAUUAAAGGAUAUGUUUUCCCUGCUCUCCUCACUUAACAAUUUCAUCAUCUGUGUACAGAAAGCAGUGGACUUAAGGGCUUGAUGUUUUUUCAGGCCUUGUGUAUUCAGGUUUCCAGUUUCCCAGUGCCCUUAAUGGAUGUUAUGAAUGCAUAAGCGCAUUUUCUUUGAAAGAAAGAAGUUAGAUUUAUAGUGUUAUUUUUUACUUGCUAUCUUUCUUUGCACUAAAAAAGAGCUAUGUAUUUGUUUUAUAUGACACUUUAGUACCAUAUUGCCUACAGUAACUCAAUUUGUUUCUUAAUUUCUAAACUCUAGGAAGUUGCUAACUUCUACAAUCACUUAUAAAGGUUACAUGCACAUCAAAAAAAAAAAAAUCACAGAUAUCUAUGCUAGUAGGUUGUGUUUUGUACUAGUUACCUUGCA